AUGGUAAGAAGCGAUAAUGUUGUGGAAAAAAUUGAAUGGGACGAUGACACACGGGAUAGGAUUCGUGCUAUAGGAUUGAAAUUGGCGUAUGUAGCGCGUGCUGGGAUCGACGCAGAUGCUGAAGGAAGAAUAUUUGAGAUGAGAAGUCCAUCCGGACGUUAUGCCCUUGCCUUCCGAUGCGCAUCUUCAGUCGAAGCCGACUCGUGGUUUGAGGCGAUCCAUGGAUGUGUUAAUGCUUUGCUUACUCAAGCUCUAGCACAGGUCAACCUUAUGCUUGGAGGACAUCCACAAGUACGACGAAUGGGUUGGGUUUCGGAACAGAUAAGCGAAGAUGGUAUAAUAAUGUGGAAGCCAAAAUUCCUCACUCUCACUCAAAAUGAGUUGCUCUUCUAUGAGGCUGUGCCGCAACUAAAAACUGAAUGGGCGGAACCGAGGAUCACCCGACCUCUGGUAGCAACCAGAGUUGUUCAGACAACAUCGCGAACGGCGCCAGUUAUGAAAGGACUAUCUGACGUUAUUUCACUAAGGAUAAGAACUGGAACCCAAAAUGGAGUUCGCACGCACACACUGCGAGUAGAAACCCAUGCAGAUCUCGCUCAAUGGGUACGAGCAAUUGUUUUGGGGACAUAUGAGGCGUGCUCAGAAACUUCGCAGGUAACAUCUCCAUGCAUAUGGCGAGGAGAGAACUGUGAACUUGUUGUCAAUCUUGAUGUGGGAAUAUCACUUACAGGACCGAGUAGGGAGAUACUCUGGCAACACCCUUUCGAAGCUAUACGUGCAACAGGCGACGAUGGUGGCCGCUUUCUAUGGAUUGAUUUUGGUCCUCCAGCUGGUGAACAGGAGCUGGAUCUCCUCACGUCAGCAAAACCAAUAGUCUUCAUUCUGCACUCUUUCCUUGCUACAAAAGUUUAUCGACUAGGACUCUACGCUUAA
Strongylus vulgaris is the source of this 933-nucleotide messenger RNA. Lineage: Eukaryota; Metazoa; Nematoda; Chromadorea; Rhabditida; Strongylidae. The record is from the annotation of a GenBank genome assembly.